Molecule: messenger RNA, 1065 nt
Organism: Triticum aestivum (bread wheat)
Lineage: Eukaryota; Viridiplantae; Streptophyta; Magnoliopsida; Poales; Poaceae
Product: BTB/POZ and MATH domain-containing protein 2-like
Exons: 2
Coding region: 1-1065 (354 amino acids)
Biological process (GO): protein ubiquitination
Molecular function (GO): protein binding
Source: RefSeq, a predicted model, not a curated record
AUGAGCUGUGUCAUGUCCAGCUCCUCCACCCUGACUCCCUCCGCCGCCGCCGCCGUCAAGCCUCAGACCGUCUCACCCAGGUGCGUCAAAUCGGAGACCUUCCUCGCCGGAGGCCGUCGCUGGUACGUCGAGUUCUACCCCGACGGCCACGGCCCGCGGGACGCUGGCUGGAUAUCCGUCUUCCUCUUCCUCGUCCCGGCCGGCGCCUACGAGGUCGUGACGACGCAGCUCAAGAUCAGCCUGCUCGACGCCCACGGGAAGCCGGUGCCGUCCUACGGCAGCGGAGGUGCGUGGAGGUGCUGCGCCUUCUCCACCAAUCAAGGGUCGUGGGGUUACUCUCGGUUCAUCACCAGGGCUGAUCUCGGGAGAUUAGGUCACGUGUCGUGGGAGAACGGUGGUUUCAGCGUCCAAUUCGAUAUCAUCGUGUCCAAGGAGACUUCCACUGAGUACGUUCCUGUUCGCAUGCUAGUGCCGCCGCCGGAUAUCCUCCAUGAUCUCGGUCAGCUCCUCUCCACCGGUGAAGGGGCCGAUGUCACGUUCGAGGUCGGCGGUGAGAUCUUCGUCGCACACAGGUGUGUCCUUGCCGCUCGUUCCUCCGUCUUCAGGGCAGAGCUUCUGGGUCCAAUGAAGGAGAGCACAUCAAUGUGCGUGCACAUAAAGGACAUGGAGCCAAAUGUAUUCAAGGCAUUGCUUCAUUUUAUCUACACCGAUUCCGUGCCUGAGAUCGACGAUGCUGAUGCACUAAGCAUGAUCCAGCAUUUGCUUGUUGCCGCGGACAGGUACGGCCUCAAGAGACUGAAGUUGACCUGCGAAGAGAAACUAUGCACUUACAUCAACACUAGCACAGUGGCCACUACAGUGGCACUCGCCGAGCAACAUGCUUGUACUACACUCAAGGAGGAAUGCUUCAGAUUCCUCGAGUCAUGUAACAAUAGCAUGCUGGAUCUGAUCACACGGAGUUCUGACUUUGAGCAUCUCGCAAGAAGUUGCCCGUCUAUUAUCAAGGAGCUUAUUCCCAAACUUCCUCGCAAACCCCCUUGUGUAACAAACUAUGGCAACAUGUAA